Messenger RNA from Podospora anserina S mat+, 1038 nucleotides. RefSeq lists its product as uncharacterized. The transcript has 2 exons. The coding region runs from base 1 to 1038 and encodes 345 amino acids. Gene Ontology annotation, cellular component: cytoplasm. The record is from RefSeq and is a predicted model, not a curated record. NCBI's taxonomy places the organism in Eukaryota, Fungi, Ascomycota, Sordariomycetes, Sordariales, Podosporaceae. Gene Ontology annotation, biological process: iron-sulfur cluster assembly. Gene Ontology annotation, molecular function: iron-sulfur cluster binding.
AUGCCUCCAGCCGCCGUCAUGAUCGACACAACUCCCGACUUUGAUUUCAGCCCCGCGCACGCUGCGGCGGCUGCCAGCGCAAAGGGCGAUUCUGGCGAUCGAACCCUCCUGCUUGCGCCCCCGUCGAUCGCAUCCCGCGAGGACCGCCUCACCUCCUUGUUCUCCGUCUAUGAUCGGUCGUCCACCGAUUUGCAGAUGCUCGACCGUCUCGCUGCUGGAUUAGUCAGCCUCCCCGCCAAGACCUACGACCUUAUCCUCGUCCUGACCGACCCCGACGGAAGCCGCCGCAGCGAGGUGUCCCCUCUCUUGUCCAACAGGGAGAUCUGGGGCAAGGUUGUACCGGCACUCAAGGCUGGUGGUACCUUGAGGAGCGAGGACGGCAGCUUGGGACAGGGCAACUCGAUAGAGGAGAAGGAGGCGAUUCUGGCGGGGUUGGUGUUGGGGGAUGAUGGGUAUACUAAGCCUGAUUAUGCCGAGCAGGAGGUUGUACCUCUGCGGUUUGGGGCGAAGAAGGUGAACGCUGAUGGAAGUGUCCCUCUCAGCUUUGGCAAGAAGGCUGCUGCUGCCCCAGCGCCGGCACCGGCACCAGCACCAGUAUCCAAGGGUCCUGCUGGGGUUGGUUUCAUCGAUUUCAGUGAUGACUUGGAUCUUGAUGCCGAGGACGACGACGAUGUCAUUGAUGAGGACACUCUUUUGACUGAGGCGGAUCUGAAGCGUCCCAUUCAGCAGCCUCCUGAGUGUGCGCCUCAGCCGGGCAAAAAGAGGAGAGCCUGCAAAGACUGCACGUGUGGUCUCGCCGAGAGAAUAGCCGCCGAAGACAAGGCCCGUCGUGAGAAGGCCGAGAAGGGUCUUGCCACCUUGAAGCUCAAGUCUGAGGAUCUCAGCGAACUUGACUUUACCGUCCAGGGCAAGACUGGCUCCUGCAAUAGCUGUUACCUCGGUGACGCUUUCAGAUGCGCAGACUGCCCCUAUAUUGGCCUCCCUGCCUUCAAGCCCGGCGAACAAGUCAAGAUUCUCAACAACACUGCUCAGAUUUGA